AUGUUUCGUCAAGCUUGUCUGGUGCUCUUUUGGCCAUUCACAGUCGCGACGAUAAUUGCAAGGCCGAAUUCCCGAUCUGCUUACGUUUGCGGAAGCAUGAGACGAAGGACUAUGACACUGACAAUCUAUAUUACGACCAUGGAAACGACAACCAAGCGAUACGAGCUACAUGAUCUGGGCCUGGAUGCCGUCCUCACUGACUACGAUCAUGGUUCCCGGCACCGUCUCUGCCAAUUCGGCGGCACGUGGUGGGACGACUGUCAGUGCGCGGCAGGCGAUACCUUGCAACGACUUCAAAUCUAUUUCCUUUGCCGAAUGACACAUCACGACAUUAUAAACUAUCCGGGGCAACCCGUUAAUUGA
Aspergillus candidus is the source of this 363-nucleotide messenger RNA. RefSeq lists its product as uncharacterized. The transcript has a single exon. Bases 1 to 363 code for a protein of 120 amino acids. The record is from RefSeq and is a predicted model, not a curated record. Lineage: Eukaryota; Fungi; Ascomycota; Eurotiomycetes; Eurotiales; Aspergillaceae.